Aspergillus fumigatus Af293 is the source of this 1794-nucleotide messenger RNA. It is a transcript of the gene mrs2, whose product is annotated as putative magnesium ion transporter (Mrs2). Gene Ontology annotation, biological process: mitochondrial magnesium ion transmembrane transport. The transcript has 3 exons. Gene Ontology annotation, molecular function: magnesium ion transmembrane transporter activity. NCBI's taxonomy places the organism in Eukaryota, Fungi, Ascomycota, Eurotiomycetes, Eurotiales, Aspergillaceae. The coding region runs from base 1 to 1794 and encodes 597 amino acids. The record is from RefSeq and is a predicted model, not a curated record. Gene Ontology annotation, cellular component: mitochondrial inner membrane.
AUGCUGUCAUCGUCGCAUCUGAAACCCUCAGCCCCUUCAGCGACGCUCCUCCGAUUUUUGCGCUCUCAGUCCGAUUUUCUCAGUGUCAACUCAUCAAGAUGCGCACGUCCUUCCCGAAGUAAGCCUUAUGUUCAUCAGAUCCUUCCCUGCAACGCAUCUUCAAGAGCUUCGUCGACCUGGACUUGCACUGCUUCGGCACCUCACCGAACAACUUUGCAGACCAGCCUAGUCAGAACCCCUACCCCCGCGGCAAGAAGUCAUAGCAGUUCGCGGCCUCGACUCUGGCUCUGUGCCGGCCAAGCGGGACGCUCAUCUUCAAUUUUCCCCUUAUCAAACGCACCGUACUCGCGAUCCGCUUCCACCAAGAGCCGUCCACUCCUGCGCAGACUCCUCGAUCUGAGGCGUAGCAACUCCUCAGCGGAUAAGCACAACCGCGGCGGGCCCGCGCUAAUUGACGAUGGAACAGAGGGAGGUUUCACUAUUGGCCGAGGCCUAGCAGCGAAAGCAACGAACGAGCCACGGCUACGGUGUACGGAGUUUGACAAGAAUGGGAACGUCACUCUUGUGAAUGGCGAGUUUAAGAAAAGCGAGUUGAUCGCAAAGUAUGGACUUCUUCCUAGAGAUCUCCGCAAGAUCGACUCCUCGACUUUGCCGCACAUCCUUGUCCGACCGAGCGCGAUCCUCAUCAACCUGCUGCAUCUUCGCGUUCUAAUCAAGCAUGAUCGGGUCCUUGUGUUUGAUGCGUAUGGAUCGACCGAUUCUUAUAUGCAAUCGUUAUUUGUAUAUGACUUGGAAGGGAAGCUACAGCAGAAACAGACAGGAGGAUUCGGCGCUCUACCAUACGAAUUCCGCGCCUUGGAAGCGGUGCUCAUCAGCGUUACCACCGGUCUGGAGGAAGAAUUCAAUGGUGUGAGGGAGCCGGUCGUGCGUGUGCUUCGCGCUCUGGAAGAAGAUAUCGACCGGGAUAAGUUGCGGCAUCUCCUGAUUUACUCCAAGAAACUCGGUACCUUUGAGCAGAAAGCUCGUUUGGUGCGAGAUGCCAUUGACGACCUCCUUGAAGCGGACGAUGACCUGGCUGCAAUGUAUUUGACUGAGCGUGCGAAUGGCGUUCAGCGGGAGGAAGAUGAUCAUCAAGAAGUGGAGAUGCUUUUGGAAUCUUAUCACAAAGUCUGCGAUGAAAUUGUCCAGGCCAGCGGCAACCUGGUGACAAGCAUUCGCAAUACCGAGGAAGUUGUGAAAGCCAUCCUUGACGCAAACCGUAACUCUCUCAUGUUACUCGACCUCAAAUUCAGUAUUGGAACCCUGGGCCUCGCGACAGGCACUCUCUUCUCCGCUCUCUACGGCAUGAACUUGAAGAACUUCAUCGAAGAGUCCGAUCUCGGAUUUGGUGCUGUCUCUAUGACUUGCUUUAUGAUCACCGCGGUCGUUUGUGUGUACGGACUCGCGAAGCUACGGAAGCUCCAGCGUGUUCGUAUGUGGGGAGAAGCCGGUGUAGGCGGCGCACCCCUCACACCUCUGACGACCAGAAGUGGUAUCCUGUCCGGCCAUCGGUCCAACUGGCGUGCGGACUCUAUUGAACCAGUCUGGGGCAGUCUUCCCGGCGAAGCUCGGACAGAGAGAAUCAAACGUCUUCGGGAGACCGCGGCUGCAGCCGCUGCCAGGUCUGCAAGUGCCGACGCAACGGCCCAGAGGGCAUCUGCUUUGCGAAGCUCGGCAAACGCGAAUGGCGGAGCACCAAAAGGCUCCGAGCAUUCUCCCACACGCGAGACUGAGGCCAGCGGCAGUUCUGCCUAG